Molecule: messenger RNA, 1425 nt
Organism: Durio zibethinus
Lineage: Eukaryota; Viridiplantae; Streptophyta; Magnoliopsida; Malvales; Malvaceae
Product: NAC domain-containing protein 2-like
Biological process (GO): regulation of DNA-templated transcription
Molecular function (GO): DNA binding
Source: RefSeq, a predicted model, not a curated record
CUACUUGUUCUCUUGGGUUCAAUUCAACUUUCAUCCUCCAACGAAGCAGCAAAGCAAAGCAAAGCGAAGCCGCCAAAAGAAGAACACAAACAGAGAAGAAGAAAAAGGCAAAUUUCGUGUUCUGUAAUUUUUGAGAAUGAAGGGGGAGUUAGAGUUGCCACCGGGUUUCAGAUUUCACCCUACAGAUGAUGAGUUAGUGAAUCAUUAUUUGUGUAGGAAAUGUUCAUCUCAGCCAAUUGCUGUGCCCAUUAUUGCUGAGAUUGAUCUCUACAAGUUUGAUCCAUGGAAGCUUCCAGAUAUGGCAUUAUACGGUGAAAAAGAGUGGUAUUUCUUUUCUCCAAGGGACCGCAAAUAUCCAAACGGAAGUCGGCCGAACAGGGCGGCUGGAAACGGAUAUUGGAAGGCAACCGGGGCGGACAAGCCCAUUGGGAAGCCCAAGCCACAGGCCGUCAAGAAGGCACUCGUUUUCUACGCUGGCAAAGCCCCACACGGUGUCAAAACCAAUUGGAUCAUGCAUGAAUACCGCCUUGCCAACGUUGAUCGCUCCGCUGGCAAGAAGACCAACUUGAGGCUUGAUGAUUGGGUCUUAUGUCGAAUAUACAACAAGAAAGGAAGCAUAGAGAAACAUUUCCCAAGUGAACAAAAAAGAUUAAAUCACCCAGAAAUGGAAGAUCAGAAACCAAACAUUUUAUUGAAUGGUCAAAAUAAGACGACAGCACUGUCUCAACAACAACAACCUUCAUCAAUGUACAUGAUGAGUGAUCUCUUAGAAACGGAUGCUUCAGAUUCUGUCCCAAGGUUGCAUGCAGACUCAAGUUCCUCGGAGCACGUGCUUUCCCCUGAAAUCACGUGCGAGAAAGAGGUCCAGAGUGAGCCCAAGUGGAAUGAGCUAAGCAAUGGCGUUGAUUUUCAGUUCAAUUACAUGGAUGGAUUCCAAGAUGACCUCUUUGCAAGUCAAUUUCAGUUCCAGAUGGACCAGCUUUCACCUUUGCAGGACAUGUUCAUGUUUCAACAGAAGCCAUUUUAAACAACACAGACCCUAAAACAAAAACAUGGUCCUUUUUGUGGGAUCCAAAACAUUUUUUUAUUUCAUGUUAAACACACUUGCAAGUGACAUUUUAAGUCUUAGGAAUCAAACAAAACAACUUGUCAAAUUCAAUUGGUGGGGGGCUAACAAGUGCUAGAGCAGAGCACAGCAUAGCCUUGACCAAAGAGAUUUUAGCAUAAAAUUGGGAGGUAAAAUGUUGACGGAUUGGGUUCAUAUUCUGGACUGGUUGGGUGAUCAAUGGCACCUCUAAAGUUUCCCUCAAGUGGAUGGUUAAUGAGAUUUUAGGAAAUUCUUGCAUCUGUAAGAUUGAUUUGUAGAAGAACUUUUGGUAAAAAAAAAAUUAUGAAUAUAUGAAAUACUAUAUUGCUAUUUAAGAA